Messenger RNA from Rhizoctonia solani, 468 nucleotides. RefSeq lists its product as uncharacterized. The transcript has a single exon. The record is from RefSeq and is a predicted model, not a curated record. The coding region runs from base 1 to 468 and encodes 155 amino acids. NCBI's taxonomy places the organism in Eukaryota, Fungi, Basidiomycota, Agaricomycetes, Cantharellales, Ceratobasidiaceae.
AUGGAUGCUCCAUCAACACCUAAUAGACCCCGUCAAACACCCAAUCACGGGCCUCCUACACGCCCAAGUACUCGUAGUCGUCGAGUCACGCGCUCCGUCGCUGCCUUGCAAAAUAACCACCCGUCGCCAGCUCCCAGUUCGAGUCUGUCUCCCCCUCCAGAGACGGAACAAACACAAGAGCAAGAACAAGGCGGUGCAACAGACGAGACUGUGCCCGCAGACGAUAACAUCUCUCACAUUCAGACCGUAGCUGCGGUAUCACCACUCGAUCCACAAGCGCCCACGGCGAGCACAACCACCCCCACUAGCAAGAAACGUAGGUCACCGGCCGAAGACGAUGAUGACCCCACCGAUGGGCCCUUGCUCUCUGAAUACAUGUGUCCUAUUUGCCUCUCACCGCCUUCCAGCGCCAUAGUCACUCUGUACGUACAUCCUGUUCCUUCGUCUUCCCCUCACCUCUCGAACUGA